This is a messenger RNA of Pezoporus flaviventris, 1166 nucleotides long. It is a transcript of the gene LRRC18, whose product is annotated as leucine rich repeat containing 18. The transcript is spliced from 4 exons. NCBI's taxonomy places the organism in Eukaryota, Metazoa, Chordata, Aves, Psittaciformes, Psittacidae. The coding region runs from base 314 to 1093 and encodes 259 amino acids. Gene Ontology annotation, molecular function: protein binding. The record is from RefSeq and is a predicted model, not a curated record.
UUCCUCCCUUCUCCAUGGUAAUCCAUCAGCAUUCCUCCUGCCAACACCUCUCUAGCUAGCACAGCAAAGCUCGAAGUAGAUCAACUGCAGCCAAUCAACCACAGUUUAAACUAGAAAAAGGGAUAAUAUUUCCACUGCAGAAAUGCUGCAUUCAGACACAACUUGGAUUGUGCAGAAAAACAUCAAACUGAAAGACUAAUUCAUGACUCAGAGAAGAGUUGGCAGAGGACAACUGCACAGUAACGAAGGUUCAUCCUGCACUACUGAAAAAAGCCCCAAGGAGCUUGUGACAUCUAUACCUCACCUUUGAGAGAUGGCCAAGGGGAAACCAAAAGGGAAGAAGAUCACCUUGAAAAUUGCCAAAAAUUCCAUCCGGAUAGCUCCUGAUGGAGCACGUCGUCUUGACUUAAGCAAGAUGGGUAUCACUACCUUUCCCAAUUGCAUUCUAAAACUGGCUGAUGUGGAUGAACUUGAUUUGAGCAGAAAUAUGUUAAAAAAGAUUCCAAACAGCAUCCAGAAGUUUGAGAAACUGCGCUGGCUGGACCUGCAUACUAAUCAACUUGAGGACUUGCCCAAGGCAAUAGGUACACUUCAGAACCUCUUCUACCUGAAUAUAUCCAACAACAAGCUGACCACCAAAAAUUUGCCAGAGGAGCUGAACCUUCUCAAGAACCUUCGUAUUCUCAACCUUGGCUUGAACUGUCUUGACAGUAUUCCUACCAGCCUUGGGGCCUUGAAGGAACUUCAGGAGAUAGGUCUCUUUGACAAUUCCUUGACCACCAUCCCAAACAGUGUGAAAAAUCUUCCCAAGCUCAAGAAACUGAGUGCAGACAGAAAUCCUUUUCCAGAUUCAAUAGAGCAAGAAGAGUAUGCAGACUCCAUUAAACGCAUAGAAACCCUUUACUUAGUACAAGAGAAAGACCUGUGCUCUUCCUGCCUGAAGGUGUGUCAGGGUGAGAAGGACAAGCUGAGUAAAUUAAACAGUGAGACACCUAGCUCUUCAAAGAAGCUAAGUUUCCCUUUACUCCUUACACCCAAUUCCACUGCAAAGGAUAACCAAGAAGAAUGGAGAUUAAAAGACAUACAGGCUUGAAACAUACCAAGGUACUCCACAGACCAUGUUCCAUGAAGUCCAGCCCAAGCUAAUAAAAAGCUGACCUUCCUCC